Molecule: messenger RNA, 3413 nt
Organism: Cuscuta campestris
Lineage: Eukaryota; Viridiplantae; Streptophyta; Magnoliopsida; Solanales; Convolvulaceae
Source: the annotation of a GenBank genome assembly
CAUUGUGAUUUUGGGACUUGGGAGUAUGAAUCUCCUAAACUCGCCUCUAGUUUCCAUCGCAGCAGGCCUGUGCAACAAGCAUUUCAUUUAGUGGCGGAGUGGUGGAAGUGCGAAAUGGGUACUGGACGAUGGGCUUUUGUAAUGUUGCUAGUAGGGGUUUUCGUGCUUCAUGGGUUGGCUAUCCUCUUAUUCACCCAUGGCUUCCUCCUCACCCGCACCGAGCUUUCUCAAUACAGCCAGUGCUCUGAUGUCCACCGCUCUCCCUGCUUCCCACCCCCUUCUUCAUUUCUCAAUAAACACGAAGAAGAAGAAGAAGCGAAACAUUCUCUUCGUGUCAAUCAUGGAAGUAGAAGUUGUUGGACCCAGCAAUCCGUUGAUCGCCUUGUUAUCAUUGUUCUUGAUGCUCUCAGGUUUGACUUUGUUGCUCCCAGCACAUUUUUUCAAGAGAAAAAACCAUGGAUGGACAAGUUGCAGAUAUUGCAUAAGCUCGCCACUCGGCCAGGAACAUCUGCAAGGAUCUUCAAAGCUAUAGCAGAUCCACCUACCACCAGCUUGCAACGUCUAAAAGGAUUGACAACAGGUGGACUUCCUACUUUUAUUGAUGUGGGGAAUAGCUUUGGCGCUCCUGCAAUUAUUGAGGACAAUUUAAUAUACCAGAUGGUUCACAAUGAAAAACGAGUCUGGAUGAUGGGAGAUGACACUUGGUUGCAGUUGUUUCCUAAUCAUUUUAACACAUCAUAUCCGUUCCCUUCCUUCAAUGUCAAAGAUCUUCAUACAGUAGAUAAUGGCUGCACGGAGCACCUAUUUCCAUCUUUGUACAAAGAUGAUUGGGAUGUUCUUAUUGCACAUUUUCUUGGAGUGGAUCAUGCUGGUCAUAUAUCAGGUGUUGAUUCUACUGAAAUGAUAGAGAAGUUGGAACAAUAUAAUGGGAUUCUAGAGAACAUAGUGGAUGUGCUGGAGAGCCAGAGUGGGCCAGGAGGAUUACAUGAAAACACUUUGCUCCUUGUGAUGGGUGAUCAUGGGCAAACUCUCAAUGGCGACCAUGGUGGAGGGACUGCUGAAGAGGUUGAGACAUCACUUUUUGCCAUGAGUUUUAAGAAGCCUCGAUCUCCCUUGCCAUUGGAAUCUGGCACUUCAUUUUGCGAAGCUAACCUGGACGGAAAUAGGAUGUGCAUUAGCUCCAUCCAACAGCUUGAUUUUGCAGUUACAUUGUCAGCUCUUCUUGGCAUUCCCUAUCCAUUUGGAAGCAUUGGACAAGUUAACGCUGAACUCUAUGCCCUGGUAGCUGGCACUUGGGAUUUAGAAAAUUUUGGCAAUGGUAAUUCUCAAGAAAAACUGGAGAAGUGGAUGCAGAAUUAUGUCAAUGCACUUUGCAUCAAUGCAUGGCAGGUUAAGAAUUAUAUUGAUGUGUAUUCAGCAUCAUCACUAAUUGGUUUUUCAGAAAAAGAUUUGUCACAUGUUGUGGGCCUUUAUGAUCUUGCACAAGACAUGUGGUCACAUACCAAAGAUGCUUUUGCGCAACGUGAAAAUGGGAAUAGCUCUACAUCGUUACCUACACUGAAGAAGCAAAUCUAUGCUUUUUCCAACCUUUUGAAUAGUAUUUCCACUCUAGCCCGAUCAAAAUGGACAGAGUUUAAUUUAACAAUGAUGGGUGCUGGUUUUGUCAUGAUGUUGCUAUCUCUUCUUUUCCACGCCAUCAUCAUCAAGAAGUUGGACAGAAAAUGUGGAUUGCAUUUUUCUUAUUCUGGCAACUUUAGGAUAUCGUUGGAGGUUGCUUUUGCUUAUAUUACCAUCUUGAUCCGGGCAUUUAGUUUUCUUUCAAACAGUUUCAUUUUGGAAGAAGGCAAAGUGGCUUGCUUUCUUUUAGCAACAACCGGAGUUCUUCAGUUACGUCGAGCAAUAGCUGCAAAGAAGAUGCAAUCAGAAGCUCUGUUUUUUGUUAUCCUGGUCCCAUUCCUCAGAUUCGGAAUUGAACUAGGACAGUCAAAGCAGGCGGUCAAUUCUUUAUUUUUGAAAACUUUUCCUUCAUGGACCCUAGGAGUUGACAAAGCUUCUAAGUUCUGGAUUUAUGGAGCUGAUCUCUUUCCAAUACUCGCUCUUAUGCUUUUAGCAUUUAUAGUGUACCAAAGCAGCUCUCGGGGAACAUCAAAGUAUAUCGUUGCAGGAACUAUAUGCAGCUAUUGUCUUAUAGCCUUAAAUUGGACUAUCGAUCUGAACCCUUUUGAUUUAAGUGUGACAAUUGGCAGUUCUAAAGAAAAUUGGAUUCCCCGCACAGUAUAUCUUUUGGGAAUUUUACAAAUUCUAUUUUUGGCUACUGCACGAUGUUUGGGGAAACAAAUAACCUCAGAUUCUGAAAGAUGCCAAACCAGUGCAUUGUCAAUGUUAUUUGCUUGGAGUUCAAUAAUUAUCAUUCUGUCAGGAAAGCAAGGACCUUUGGUUGCUUUAGUAGCUGUUAUUGAAGUUGGUUUCAUAAUUUACUGGCUGUUAAUUUAAUGUUUCAUUGUAAUUAUGAGAGCCUUGGGGUUAUGCACUGAAAUAUUUUUUUAUAUAGGCUGGUGCAUUGUUAGGCUUACAAGAUUAGAACAGGGAGCAGUAGGUUCAACAUUAUUUUCUCCAGUAACUCAGUACUGCCUGUUAGCCGUGUGCCUCUUCUUCUGCACUGGUCACUGGUGUACAUUUGAUGGGCUUCGGUAUCCUGCUGCAUUUAUUGGAUUUGACGAAUUCAACCUUGUUCGUCAAGCUCUUCUUCUGACUAUUGAUACAUUUGGCUUUUGUCACAUUCUUCCAAUCAUUGGGCUCCCGUUUCUCGUGGCUUCCCCACCCCAUUUGGAGAAAAGUUCUCAGAGGAAGCAAUUAUUUUACAUGAGAUUAAUGCAAGUAUAUUUAAUGUAUGGACUUGCUAUGGCUACAACCACAACACUCACUAUCUUAUCUGUUACAAUACAGAGACGGCAUUUGAUGGUGUGGGGAUUAUUCGCUCCAAAAUUUGUUUUUGACGCGGUCGGUCUUCUUCUGACCGACUUCUUAAUAUGCCUCGCGUCUCUCUACUAUUUCUCUAACUGAUGUUUUGCGUAGAAUUCUACUCAAGUGACCCUUUGUCGUUUUUCAUGUCAUAAUAAGCCCUCACGGAAACGAUCGCUUUCCAUUUCUAAUGUAACAUCAUCUCUUAUGUUGUUAUUUUGGUAUUUGUUAGGUAAAAGACUUCUAUGAAGAAGAAACAUGGCCUAGAUUAACCUGCAAGUACACUUUUCUAUGCCUUAGAGUAUUUCAUGAUUAUCACUUCCAUUUUGCUUAGUAUGAAAUGAUUUUGGCAAGUACACUUGUUUGGAGCUGCAUAAGACUCAUUUGCAACUCAAGUGCAACUUUUGUUAUAACUAUUCACAAUUACAUAAAAAGAAAUUUUGUAAUUUACG